AUCAGAGCAACAGUUUUAACAUAAAGCAAUGGACUCCACUAACAGCAGCUCAAGGGACCAUACAAAGCCAGUGAUGAGAAAGAAGUGCAAGUAUCAAGUGAGGUGGUUCUAUUCAAAAGGAGCAUUUCUUGUUCUAUUGUGGACUACACUUGUCAGUGCAACUUUUUGGUCGUAUACAACAAAUUUGGGACAAAAAUUCCUUAAGAAAUCAUAUGGGGAACACUGGUAUAUAGUGCUUAUACCACUGUCAAGCUUAACUUUCAUUGUCAUUCCACUGCUAGGAUGGUUAGCAGAUGCUAAACUCGGAAACUACAGAGUCUUUAAAUUCAACUGCUUCUCUUUACUAAUUGCCACAAUCAUUUGCGGCAUUCAUAUUCUCUACGGUCUCACACUAAAGUCAAUUGCAUUGCAGUACACAAGUGCUGUCGUUUUAGUACUAGUAGAUGCAGUAGGUACAGCAGGUGCAGUAGUUUCCAUAACGACAGCCUUACAGCUGGGUCUAGAUCAAAUGCCAGAUGCUUCUUCUACUAACAUGUCAAGUUUCAUUAGUUGGUUUGCAUUUUCAAUCUUUUUUGGGUUCUGGAUUGCUGACUGGCUAUUAAGCACACUCUUGUAUUGCGUACCAUUGUCGGAAAGCACCAAAGUGCAAAUGUUUAGCUUGUUUCCAGUGACGUGUACGAUAAUUAUCUGCUCUUCAAUGUUUUUGUUAGCUCCAAAAUGGCUAACUAUUGAACCAAAGUCACCUAAAACCCUCAAAAUCAUCUACCAAGUUUUCAAGUUUGCAGCCAAGCACAAGGCUCCUAUUUAUCGCAGUGCUCUCACAUACUGGGAGGAAGAUGUACCCUCUAGACUAGACCUGGGGAAGACAAAAUAUAGUGGACCAUUUUCUACAGAGCAAGUUGAAGAUGUGAAAACCUUCCUAAGAAUACUUAUGAUGUCUUUCCCAAUAUUCGUCAUUUUAACAGCGGGUGGAAAUAUACUAGUCAGUUUCGUGGCUAUUGAUCAAGUGGUAAUAUUUAACACAACGAAAUAUCAUCUCAACCCUAACAUCACCGAAUGUAUAUCAAGCAUCGUAUACAAUUUUAGUUUCAACCCUUGGUGGAGUGGUAUCGUUACAACAGUCGUUUAUGAGUUUGCUAUGUAUCCACUCAUAAGAAACAAAGUACCCAGCUCUAUCCGGCGAAUUGGAAGUGCGGCUCUACUUAUCCUGCUACUGAAUGCGCUCAAUUUGGCUAUGCAAUUCUGUCCAUAUGUGUGGGCGUCAGUAUUUUUUACAGGAAUUCUCACUGGCUUUGGACUUGUACUCCUAAUAAACGGGAUACUGGAAUUUGUGUGUGCCCAGUCACCAUACAACAUGCGAGGACUUCUGACUGCCUACAUAAUAUUUCUAGCACUUCUCUCAGUAUCUUUCAACUUUCUUAUGAAAUGUGUCCAUUUUUUGAUUUAUAAACAUUCAAAAUAUUAUGUGGUCCCUUCAAUAUCAACUGCACUGAGUGUGAUUGGAUUGGUCCUGUACUGCCUCCUGGCUCGCUGGUAUAAGAGGAGAGUUAGAGACGAGGACUACAAUGCACACAGAGUGGUGGAGGAGGUCUAUGAUCGAUACCUCUCUCAUGCACAGUACAGACAAUAAUACAAUUGUGUAUAAUUUAUACACUUAGAUUGAAAGUCAACUAUAGCUGAUUAGGUCCAUAACAUACAAACUUAACACACUUAGCUAUUGCAUGUUCUGUCUGUUUCACCACAAACUUAUAAACAUUCAGUUUCAAUGAAUAAUUACGUCUCACAUUUGAAAUAACAUUAAGUACUAGAUCUGUAUACACAACU
Messenger RNA from Halichondria panicea, 1824 nucleotides. RefSeq names its product solute carrier family 15 member 4-like. Bases 29 to 1630 code for a protein of 533 amino acids. The record is from RefSeq and is a predicted model, not a curated record. NCBI's taxonomy places the organism in Eukaryota, Metazoa, Porifera, Demospongiae, Suberitida, Halichondriidae. Gene Ontology annotation, cellular component: membrane. Gene Ontology annotation, molecular function: transmembrane transporter activity. The transcript has a single exon. Gene Ontology annotation, biological process: transmembrane transport.